Papilio polytes (common Mormon) is the source of this 958-nucleotide messenger RNA. Its product is annotated as homeobox protein MSX-3-like. NCBI's taxonomy places the organism in Eukaryota, Metazoa, Arthropoda, Insecta, Lepidoptera, Papilionidae. The transcript has 3 exons. The record is from RefSeq and is a predicted model, not a curated record. Gene Ontology annotation, molecular function: DNA-binding transcription factor activity, RNA polymerase II-specific; DNA binding. Gene Ontology annotation, biological process: regulation of DNA-templated transcription. Bases 359 to 958 code for a protein of 199 amino acids.
CAUAUCACUUUACAUAUUAUCUCGAACAAUAAGUAAUACAAUGCGUAUUACAAAUUAAUUUUCCCACAUGCCCUUAAACUAAUAACAUCCUAUUGUGUACAGACUGUAUCCAUUUCUUUUUUUUUAUAUCCAAAGUACGUAUGAAUGAGCCGGCGUCACAAUAUUUAAAAACUCAUUGGUGCGUGCCCCCAAUGAUUGUGGUAUGUGAUAACAUCUAUGGAUACAAGGGUCGCUAAAUUUUCGGGGUUCGUUAGGCGGGGCUAUAGUAACCCCGCCUUCUUUUGUAAUACAUACCCUUUAAAGGUGGUGUACUUGGGAUACUGGCUUAAACGUAUCUUGUCAGGAGUAAGCAAACGUCAUGGAUUCUUCGUGUCAUUCAGAAUCUAAGUGCAAUUCGGAUUUUAGUAUAAAAAGGAUUUUAGGUGAAGCUACGUCUGGCGAGGAGGCAAUGCCGAGCUGGCUGAUCUGCACGCGAUACCGACCGCCGCGGUUACCAAGGUCUGUGAGCUCUACAAGCCGCGUGCGGCGGUCGGGGCGGCACGCGCGGGUGCCGUUCACCGCGGCGCAGGCGGCGGCGCUGGAGGCAGCCUACGCCCGUGCCCCCUACCUCGCACCGCCCGCACUGCGCGCUCUCGCUGCAGCGUUGCAGUUACGAGAUGAUAGAAUAAAAAUUUGGUUUCAAAACCGUCGAGCGAGAGAGCGAAGAGAGAAAUGUUCGACUAUAACACCACCGCAGGAUGUUACACUACCACCGACCUCUCCGCAGACAAACGCCUUGCAGCCAGGACUAUGGAUUCCUCAUACAGAUUUGCAACAAAAUCCGCAAAUUUCACAGGAAUUAGUCCAACAUAUGUUCCAAGAUACUUCUAUCGCAAUACAUUUAAUGAGACCCUCUACCUCUGUACAGGAUGAAGAGCCAAGAGAUCGAUGCGAUAGCCCAUUAGAUGUAGAAACGUAG